GGCCUGCAGCGCCAGCGCAGCGCCUCUCUGCUACUGUGCUGGCUGACGCCGGUGGGGUGUGAGCGAACUGCGAGCUGCUGCCACCCCUGCUGCCGCGGUCGACCGCCGGCCCCGGACCGAGAUGGACGCUCGGUGGGCGGUGCUGCUCGCGCUGCUGGUCGCCAGCGGCGGCGUCCGUGUCUGCGCCGCCGCUGGGGCCAAGGGCGCCAACUGGCUGGGCGGGCUGAGCCGCGCGUCGUUCCCCAAGGGGUUCGUGUUCGGGACGGCGACGUCGGCGUACCAGGUCGAGGGCGCCGCGUCCACCAACGGCCGGGGCCCCUCCAUCUGGGAUUCAUUCGCGCACGUCCCAGGAAAUAUUGCAGGGAAUCAAAAUGGAGACGUUGCAGUGGAUCAAUACCAUCGCUACAAGGAAGACGUCGAUCUCAUGAAAAGUUUGAACUUUGAUGCCUACCGGUUCUCAAUCUCAUGGUCCAGGAUCUUCCCGGAUGGCGAAGGGAAAGUCAAUCCAGAAGGUGUAGCGUAUUACAAUAAUUUGAUAAACUAUCUGCUUCAGCAAGGCAUGACUCCUUACAUCAACCUUUACCACUAUGAUCUUCCUCUUGCGCUUGAGAAGAAAUAUGGAGGGUGGUUAAGCGCGAAGAUGGCGGACUUGUUUACAGACUAUGCUGACUUCUGUUUUAAGACCUACGGCGAUCGCGUAAAGCACUGGUUUACAUUCAAUGAGCCAAGGAUAGUAGCGCUACUUGGCUAUGACACAGGGUCAAAUCCUCCUCAAAGGUGCACCAGAUGCGCUGCUGGUGGGAAUUCAGCAACCGAACCUUACAUAGUUGCUCAUAAUUUUCUCUUGGCACAUGCUACUGCAGUUGCAAGAUACCGUACGAAAUAUCAGGCUGCUCAGAAGGGUAAGGUCGGAAUAGUCCUGGACUUCAACUGGUACGAGGCUCUUACAAACUCACCUGAUGACCAAGCAGCAGCCCAAAGAGCCAGGGACUUCCACAUUGGCUGGUUUGUUGAUCCAUUGAUAAACGGACACUAUCCACAGAUAAUGCAAGAUCUCGUGAAGGAGAGGCUGCCCAGGUUCACUCCUGAGCAGGCUAAACUGGUGAAGGGCUCGGCAGACUACAUCGGUAUCAACGAGUACACAUCCAGCUACAUGAAGGGGCAGAAGCUGGUCCAGCUGGCGCCCAGUAGCUACUCUGCCGAUUGGCAGGUUCAAUAUGUUUUUGCACGCAAUGGCAAACCGAUUGGACCACAGGCGAAUUCUAAGUGGCUCUACAUCGCCCCGACGGGGAUGUACGGGUGCGUGAACUACCUCAAGGAGAAGUAUGGGAAUCCAACGAUCUACAUAACGGAGAACGGAAUGGACCAGCCUGGAAACUUGACCCGAGACCAGUACCUGCGCGACGCCACGAGGGUGCGGUUCUACAGGAGCUACAUCGGCCAGCUGAAGAAGGCCAUAGACCAGGGAGCGAACGUGGCUGGCUACUUCGCCUGGUCUCUCCUCGACAACUUCGAGUGGCUGGCAGGGUACUCGUCCAAGUUCGGCAUCGUCUACGUGGACUUCAACACGCUCGAACGCCACCCGAAGGCGUCGGCCUACUGGUUCAGGGACAUGCUUCAGAAGCAUUGAGAUCUCCAGAGCCGAGCCUGAGCACGGAAGGUACCAUUUUGUUCAGCUUCGCCUAGUGUUUGGGAUGGCCCAAUGGUUCAAAUCCGGCUCAGUGCCUGGCUACCAAAAUGGGAACAAAGGACAGCUACCCCGAUCAAUUGUGAUGUUGUGUGUUUGUGGGUAUGUUCUCUCUGGAGUUUGAGCUGUGGUUAUUUUAUCGUGUUGGUUGAUCGUGUUUGAAAUGCUUAAUUCAGGACUGUGACAUCUCGAGUUGUUUUAACU
This is a messenger RNA of Zea mays, 1891 nucleotides long. RefSeq lists its product as uncharacterized. Gene Ontology annotation, molecular function: beta-glucosidase activity. Gene Ontology annotation, biological process: carbohydrate metabolic process. NCBI's taxonomy places the organism in Eukaryota, Viridiplantae, Streptophyta, Magnoliopsida, Poales, Poaceae. The record is from RefSeq and is marked provisional. The transcript has 11 exons. Bases 122 to 1630 code for a protein of 502 amino acids.